UUCACCACCACCACCAUGUCUCAGAACCAGUCAGCUCAGACCACUGACUUGUUCAGCCAAGAUGUUUUCAACCAGCUUUUUGAUAUGCUGGACCAAUCUUCAAUUCACUCAGUUCAGCCCAUUGAGCUCAACUUCACUGACAGUCUCAGAGAUGGGUCUGCAGGAAACACCAUCCAGAUCAGCAUGGACUGCAUAACCAUGCAUGACCCAGACGACACACUCUCCAGGCCAAUAUGGUCACAGUAUACAAACCUGGGGCUCCUGAACAGUAUGGAUCAGAGUAUGCAAAACGGCGGUUCAACCUCAACCAGCCCCUACAACAACGACCACGCACAGAACAAUGUGACAGCACCGUCACCCUACGCCCAGCCCAGCUCCACCUUCGAUGCCCUGUCUCCCUCACCGGCCAUCCCAUCAAAUACAGAUUACGCAGGGCCGCACACCUUUGACGUGUCCUUCCAGCAGUCCAGCACAGCCAAAUCUGCCACAUGGACGUACUCAACAGAACUGAAAAAACUGUACUGCCAAAUAGCAAAGACGUGUCCCAUUCAGAUCAAAGUCCUGACCACCCCUCCGCAGGGCGCUGUCAUCAGAGCCAUGCCCAUCUACAAGAAAGCGGAACAUGUGACUGAAGUGGUGAAACGCUGCCCGAACCAUGAGCUCAGCCGUGAGUUCAAUGAUGGUCAGAUAGCUCCUCCAAGCCAUUUGAUCCGUGUGGAGGGAAACAGCCACGCCCAGUAUGUGGAGGACUCCAUCACCGGACGUCAAAGUGUACUCGUCCCAUAUGAACCUCCACAGGUGGGCACAGAAUUCACAACCAUUUUGUACAACUUUAUGUGCAACUCCAGCUGUGUGGGUGGGAUGAACAGACGCCCGAUCGUCAUCAUUGUCACGCUGGAAACCAGAGAUGGUCAGGUUUUAGGCCGCCGGUGCUUCGAGGCUCGGAUCUGCGCUUGUCCAGGCCGAGACCGAAAGGCGGAUGAGGACAGCAUCCGUAAACAGCACGUAACAGACGCUACAAAGAGCAGUGAUGGUACGAAACGCCCUUUUCGCCAGGUUUCUCAUGGCAUCCAGGUGUCCUCCAUCAAGAAGAGACGGUCGACAGAUGAGGAGGUUUUCUGUUUGCCUAUCAAAGGUCGUGAAAUUUAUGAGAUUUUGGUGAAGAUCAAAGAGUCUCUGGAACUCAUGCAGUUUCUGCCACAGCACACUAUUGAGUCCUACCGACAGCAGCAGCAGAACCUCCUUCAGAAACAGACCCCGAUGCAGUCUCAGCCCUCCUUUGGCUCCAGCUCUCCAACUCACGGGAAAGUCAACAAGCUGCCCUCUGUCAGCCAGCUCAUCAACCCCCAGCAGCGUAACACGCUCACCCCGUCCAGCAUGUCUGGAGGCCUUACUGACAUGACUCCCAUGAUGGGCACGCACAUCCCCAUGAGCGCUGACAUGAGCUCACUGAGCCCCACACUGCAGCCCCAGCUCCCCCUGGUGCCUUCCUCCCACUGUACUCCCCCUCCUCCAUACCCCAUGGACAGCAGCAUCUCCAGCUUCCUUAUUCGGCUGGGCUGCGCAGGCUGCCUGGACUACUUCACAGCACAGGGUCUAACCAACAUCUACCAGAUUGAAAACUAUAACAUGGAGGACUUGUCCAGGCUCAAGAUCCCCGCUGAGUUCCAGCACAUCAUCUGGAAGGGCAUCAUGGAGCACAGACAGGCCAUGGAUUUUUCCCCUCCUCCCCACAUCGUGCGCACAACCAGCGGGGCCUCCACCGUCAGUGUGGGCGCCGCCGAGGCCCGAGGCGAGCGCGUCAUCGAUGCUGUGCGCUUCACUCUGCGCCAGACCAUCUCUUUCCCACCUCGUGAUGAGUGGUCCGACUUCUCCUUUGACCUGGAUUCUCGUCGCAACAAACAGCAGCGAAUCAAGGAAGAAGGGGAGUAAGAUGACCUUUGAUCUCCGGUCAACAUUUCCAUUUCCCCAUUGACACCCGCCACUGGAACAUUUCAUUUGGAAACCCUCACCUAAAGAGACCGUCAGUCACAUUCAAGCAGAAAUGCACUUAUUUUCAUUAGUGUUCUGACUCUCGCCUCGUGGAGAAAUCAUGGUGUUUAUUGAGUAACGGUGCAUUUGUAUUAUGUUCAAGUUUCUUGAGAGCACUUAAGAAAUGUUCACGAUUUCGGGUUGACUUUUAAUAUCUUUCAAUUCAUUCCUAACAAUAUUUGCAUUAUAGGUCUGAUACAGGUUAUUAAGACGAGUACUUUUGGUUGAACCUCACAUUUUCAUUUGUACCUGUACACUGAUUGCUGGCUUUAUGUGGGAAAUAUUCACAAUGAUUUGAAGUACUGAGCAGAGUUUUCCUUCUGUAUUUUACUUUUUGAUAUCGGGACAGACGUGAAGAAUGUGGGAUUAACUGCUGUCGAACGUCUACUAGUCACACGGUGACUGACUUGUAGCCACUGGUAACACCGAAUUCCAAUGAUCAAAUGACUACCAUGACUGAUGCUCUUGUGUUCUUAUUGUCUUAAUGAUGUGCAAUUGUUGUUUUUUUCUGGUGUUUUGUAUAGCUUGGCAAGUUUUGAUACUUAAUACAAGUAUUUUUAAUUCAUGAACCACAUUUUCAAAGAGGAACAUUUUGUUGUUGAAAGGCAGAGAAAACCUGUGUUUGACAAUUUACAUCAAAUUUGUCCUUCAAAAUAAAAAGAUUUCUAUGUUGGGAGGGGAAAAAAUGUUUUAUGUCUUCAAAUACACUGUGCAGGGCAGUGGGACCCAGAGUAGGAUCAUCCCAGCUCACCCAAGAACUUCAGUAGCCUUGCACCACCCUUGGGGAGCCUGAUGUAUUAAUCCCACCCCCCCACACACAGUCAACAAGGGACAAAGCUACUGGGAAACAAGCCUUCAUUUGUAGGUCAUCCAGACAGAUACCAGCCCUGACACGGGCCAAACUGUGUCUAGGCUGGGGCGAUGCGCAAUUGUUAUUCUGGUGCUUAAAGCUCACUAAUUUUUGAUACCCAUUCCAAGUAUUUUUAAUUCAUGAACCACAUUUUGAGAGGAACGUUUCAUCAGUGAAAGGCAGAGAAAAUCUGAGGUGAAAAUAUGGGUAUUUUCUCCGUCAAGAUGAAAAAUCUGUAAGAAAAUAUAUAUAUAUAUAUAUAUUUCAUGCUUAAUGGCAAUAAAGUGACUCAUCAUUACAAUGAACUGUUAUAAGGGCAAGUGGACUGUAUUCCAUGUUUUUGUAUUAUGUAUUGUAAAUAUGUUGCAAUAUACCAAGGGUACUUUGAUAUGGCGCAAAUGAAAAAUAAAUAUCCAUACAUAUGGUUUUGCAUGUUAA
Thalassophryne amazonica is the source of this 3319-nucleotide messenger RNA. RefSeq names its product tumor protein p63 (gene tp63). The coding region runs from base 16 to 1932 and encodes 638 amino acids. The transcript is spliced from 14 exons. Gene Ontology annotation, molecular function: RNA polymerase II cis-regulatory region sequence-specific DNA binding; DNA-binding transcription factor activity, RNA polymerase II-specific; protein binding. Gene Ontology annotation, biological process: apoptotic process; regulation of transcription by RNA polymerase II; protein tetramerization. Gene Ontology annotation, cellular component: nucleus. Lineage: Eukaryota; Metazoa; Chordata; Actinopteri; Batrachoidiformes; Batrachoididae. The record is from RefSeq and is a predicted model, not a curated record.